UCACGUGCAUUGCAUGGGCAACAAUUCAUUCGGCUUAUUGCAAAGAUGAAAGCGCGAGUUAGGAUGCGAUCGAAUAUUUCUGGAAAUCGGUGCAUCAUUUGGGUUUUGAUAAUUGGAUUUAGUAUAGGUGCUGUCGGAGGUAUCUCACAGUGUCCAGACCUUACCGCCCCAGAUAAUGGUAAUGUAAACGUUGCUGGAGUAAAUGUUAAUGAUACGGCUGCCUACACGUGUAAGACUGGUUAUACUCUCGACGGAACAAACUUUAGAGAAUGCCAAGCAGGUUUUACCUGGUCAGAGUCGGCCCCAACCUGUAAUAUCGUAGAUUGUGGUACACCAGCAGACCCUGUAGGUGGCGUUGCCAGCUAUGCAAACACUACGUAUCUAUCUACACUGAAUUACUCUUGCAACACAGGAUUUAAUCUGACAGCGGGCGAAACAUCAGCCACUUGCAUGAAAGAUGGCAACUGGGAUAAUAGCCCGCCUACUUGUACAAUUGACGAUUGUCUUGGUUUGAGUAACAUAACAGAUGGUUCUGUAUCUGCACCUGUUACAACAUUCGGAGCAACAGCAACAUAUACAUGUGACACUGGAUACUACAUUUCUUCGGGUAGCCAGAAUCGUACCUGUCAAGCAGGAGGGUCAUGGGAUGGCACAGAACCAACCUGCUCUAUUCAAGAUUGUUUGGGAUUGUCAGCACCAGCUGGAGGUAGUGUUGCCGUGACAACAACAACAUACAGUUCAACAGCAAAUUAUUCUUGCGAUACGGGGUAUGAUAUCAAUGGGACAGCAACUAUAACGUGCCAAGCAGACGGCAACUGGGAAACAUUGCCAACCUGUGAUAUCAAAGAUUGUGGAAACUUGACUGGGCCAACUGAUGGUUCAGUGAACUUUACUUCUACAACGUAUAGCUCUGUAGCUACAUUCACAUGUGACACUGGUUACACCCUGGUAGGAGAUAGUUCAGCAACUUGCAUAGAUACAAGUGCAUGGAGUGCAAGUGCACCUGUCUGUAAUAUUGUUGACUGUGGGACAUUGGAGCAACCAGACAAUGGAAAUGUAAACUUUGACCCUGGAACUGUGUACCAGAAGAUUGCUGCCUAUACCUGUGAUACAGGGUAUGAACUUAGAGGGGACAAUAUCAGAAGAUGUGAAGCUAGCGGUAAUUGGAGCUCAACCCCUCCCACUUGUCAGAUAUAUGAUUGUAGUGCUCCUGAAGCUCCAACAAAUGGUAAUGUGACACUGACAUCGGGUUUGACAACUUACGGAGAACAAGCUCGUUAUACCUGUGACACGGGCUACAAUGAAAAUGGUACCUCAAUAAGAACUUGUGGAGAGGGAACCUGGUCUGGUUCUCUACUAACAUGUGAUGACAUAAAUGAAUGUGUAGAGGGGACUGAUAACUGUAAUGUGAAUGCAGCAUGUGCCAACACAGAUGGAAGUUUUACCUGUACCUGUAACCCAGGUUACUCAGGGGACGGAUUAACAUGUGACGACUGUGGCACAUUGAGUAAUCCGGCUGAUGGAACUGUCAGUCAGACAGGAACCACCCUUAAUGAUACUGCGACGUACAUUUGUAAUACCGGCUAUGAGCAGAUGGGAGGAAAUUUGACUCGUACAUGUGAGACUGAUGGUACAUGGAGUGGUGCUGAACUUGUAUGCACUAUUGAAGAUUGUGGUUCCCUGUCAUCUCCAACUGAUGGGACAGUAAAUUACACAGAUUCUACGUAUCAGCAGACUGCAACAUACACAUGUAAUACCGGGUACCAGCAAACAGGAGGGAAUAUAUCCCGUACCUGUCAGGCAGGAGGAGCAUGGGAUGGAACAGAAAUUGUUUGCCAGAUUUAUACAUGUACAAAUCUAACUGACCCAGCUGAUGGAAAUGUAACAGCAACAGGUAACAGCUAUGGAGAUACUGGCACUUACAGUUGUGAUCCAGGAUAUGAUUUGAAUGGAAGCAGUUUGUUGACAUGUGGUACAGGAACCUGGGACAAUGCUGAACCUAACUGUACCAAAAAGGAUUGUCGUGCCUUGAGUAAUCCACCAGAUGGAACGGUAAAUAUGACAGGAACUGUAUACCUUGAGACAGCAACAUACGCUUGUAAUAGCGGCUAUGAGCAGACUGGAGGAAAUUUAACACGUACAUGUGGGACUGAUGGCUCAUGGGAUGGUACUGAAAUUGUAUGCACGAUUGAAGAUUGUGGUUCCCUAUCAUCUCCAGCUGGAGGGACUGUGAAUUACACAGAUUCUACAUAUCUGGAGACUGCAACAUACUCAUGUAAUACUGGGUACCAGCAAACAGAAGGGAAUAUAUCCCGUACAUGUCAGGCAGGGGGAGCAUGGGAUGGAACAGAUAUUGUUUGCCAGAUUUAUACAUGUACAAAUCUAACUGACCCAGCUGAUGGAAAUAUGACAGCAACAGGUAACAGCUAUGGAGAUACUGGCACUUACAGUUGUGAUCCAGGAUAUGAUUUGAAUGGAAGCAGUGUGUUGACAUGUGGUACAGGAACCUGGGACAAUGCUGAACCUAACUGUACCAAAAAGGAUUGUCUUGCCUUGAGUAAUCCACCAGAUGGAACAGUAAGUGUGACAGGAACUGUAUACCUUGAGACAGCAACAUAUGCUUGUAAUACCGGCUAUGAGCAGACUGGAGGAAAUUUAACACGUACAUGUGGGACUGAUGGCUCAUGGGAUGGUACUGAACUUGAAUGCACUAUUGAAGAUUGUGGUUCCCUAUUGUUACCAGCUGGAGGGACUGUGAAUUACACAGAUUCUACAUAUCUGGAGACUGCAACAUACUCAUGUAAUACAGGGUACCAGCAAACAGGAGGGAAUAUAUCCCGUACCUGUCAGGCAGGAGGAGCAUGGGAUGGAACAGAAAUUGUAUGCCAAAUUUAUACCUGUACAAAUCUAACUGAUCCAACUGAUGGAAAUGUGACAGUAACUGGUAACAGCUACGGAGAUACUGGCACUUACAGUUGUGAUCCUGGGUAUGAUUUGAAUGGAAGCAGUGUGUUGACAUGUGGAACAGGAACUUGGGACAAUGCUGAACCUAACUGUACCAAAAAGGAUUGUCUUGCCUUGAGUAAUCCACCAGAUGGAACAGUAAGUGUGACAGGAACUGUAUACCUUGAGACAGCAACAUAUGUUUGUAAUACUGGCUAUGAGCAGACUGGAGGAAAUUUAACACGUACAUGUGGGACUGAUGGCUCAUGGGAUGGUGCUGAACUUGUAUGCACUAUUGAAGAUUGUGGUUCCCUAUCACCACCAGCUGGAGGGACAGUGAAUUACACAGCUUCUACAUAUCUGGAGACUGCAACAUACUCGUGUAGUACCGGGUACCAGCAAACAGGAGGGAAUACAUCCCGUACCUGUCAGGCAGGGGGAGCAUGGGAUGGAACAGAAAUUGUUUGCCAGAUUUACACUUGUACAAAUCUAACUGACCCUACUGAUGGAAAUGUAACAGCAACAGGUAACAGCUACGGAGAUACUGGCACUUACAGUUGUGAUCCAGGAUAUGAUUUGAAUGGAAGCAGUUUGUUGACAUGUGGGACAGGAACCUGGGACAAUGCUGAACCUAACUGUACCAUAAAGGAUUGUGGAACUCUGUCAACAGUACUAACGAAUGGAACUGCUUCCCAAAAUGGCACCAAAUAUCUCGAUACGACAGUCUACACAUGCAAUGUGGGAUACAUGAUCUCCAGGGGGACUGUAAAUCUUACUGUUACUUGUCAAGCAAACGGUACCUGGGAUGGUUCCGUUCCAACAUGUGUCCGAACUGAUUGUGGAGAUCUAACCAAGCCUUCUAAUGGCCAGGUGAACACUCAACCCGGAACACUGUACCAAAAGCUAGCUUCUUAUACCUGUAACCAAGGUUAUGAUCUAAUUGGUGUCAAUGUAAGAGAAUGUCAGGCAGAUGGAAUCUGGGAUGGUGCAGAGCCAACUUGCCAAAUUAUUGACUGUGGAAAUCUGACAAAUCCUACCAAUGGUUCUGUUGAUAUGUCAUCGGGAACUACUUUUUUCAAAGUGGCCAGUUACACAUGUGACACAGGUUAUGAGUUGACAGGGAAUGCCGAUCGUACAUGUCAGCUUGAUGGAAACUGGAAUGGAACAGACCCAACAUGUUCCAGAAAAAACUGUGGAAGUUUGUCAGCAGUUCUCGCUAAUGGAACAGCUACUCAGUCUGGUACAUUGUACGAGGACACGACAAUUUACACGUGCGACACAGGAUAUUAUAUCAGCCGGGGUGUGGUGAGCAAGACAGUUACCUGUACAGCAUCAGGGAGUUGGGAUGGGACUAUAGUGACAUGUAUUCCUGUAGAUUGUGGAGACCUGGGAGCUCCGGAUGGAGGUCAGAUAGACUAUCCAGAUACAAACUAUAAUACACGUGCAUCAUACACAUGUAACGUUGGUCACGAUCUGAAUGGAACAAAUGUUAGAAGGUGUGGAGCAGAUGGCAACUGGGAUGGAAAUGAGCCUGUUUGUCAAAUAAAAGAUUGUGGGUCACUUGGUGACCCUACUGAUGGAAGUGUGGCUGCCCCGGUUACAACAUACGGACAGACAGCAGUCUAUACAUGUGAUACUGGUUAUUACAUAGCAACAGGGUCGGCAACUCGAUACUGUGAUGAAAGUGGACAGUGGAAUGGGACAGAACCUACUUGUGUUAUUUAUGAUUGUCAGUCACCUGAUAAUGGAACAUUUUGCACUAUGGCCUACACAACAACUACAUAUGGAAGUACUGCGGUAUAUGCAUGUAAUACAGGCUAUUACAAGACAGCUGGAGACCUCACCAGAACCUGCGGAGAUGGUAUGUGGAAUGGAACUGCACCAACCUGCACUAUCAGAGACUGUGGUAGCCUCAGUAACCCAGUUGGUGGAACAGUAACAGCAAUCCUGACCACGUACAGUGAAGUAGCUGUCUAUGCAUGUGACAGAGGGUAUUAUAACAAUGGUGGUGAUUCCGAGCGCACUUGUCAGGCAGAUGGAAUGUGGAAUGGAACAGAACUUCAGUGUACAAUAUAUGAUUGUGGUGUUCCAUCAAAUGCUGUUUUUGGCACAGUCAAUUACACUAGUACAACCUAUGGUUCAGAUGCCGUCUACUCGUGUAACAGGGGUUACUACACAAAUGACACUGUAAUAAGGACCUGCGGGAAUGGGACGUGGUCUGGUUCAGUACCAACUUGCACUAUAUAUGAUUGUGGGGCACUUUCAACAAAUGUCAGUCAAGGGUCAGUAAAUAUCUCAGGGUCAACUUACUUAGAGACAGCAGUAUAUACAUGUGAUACAGGGUACCUGAUUUCUGGUUCCUCGAGCAACACUUUGACCUUGACCUGUGCAGCAGACGGUAGUUGGGAUGCUGUAGAACCUACUUGUGAUGCUGUUGACUGUGGUAGUAUGGUGGCUCCAUUCAAUGGUGAUGUAGAUACCAGUGCUGGCACAGGGUAUCUUGAUGUAGCUGCUUACACAUGUAACCAUGGAUACAGACUGUCAGGGAACAAUACACGUACAUGCCUCGCUGAUGGAAGAUGGAGUGAUUCUGCUCCUGUGUGCAUUAUUUAUGACUGUGGGUUUCCACCACAGUUAGUCAACGGUUCCGUAUCUGUCACUGUAACAACGUUUUCAGCAACAGUAGUGUACCAGUGUGACAUUGGAUACUACCAGAGUGCUGGUGAUGAUGUUAGAACUUGUGUACAUGGAGGUUCCUGGAAUGGAACACAACCCACUUGUACACUGUAUGAUUGUGGAUUGUUGUCAGAUCCCACUGAUGGAGAAGUUAAUGUUACAGGGCAGACAUAUGGAGAAAUGGCGAGAUAUACAUGUAAUACAGGGUAUUACAAGACUGCAGGGGACAGCACUAGAGCCUGUGGUAAUGGAACAUGGAGUGGAGAUGAGCCCACAUGCUCUAUUAGAGACUGUGGUCAGUUACAAGAUCCACCAAAUGGACAGGUGUUUUUGAAUGGUAGUACAACCUACAUGCAAGUUGCAAACUAUUCAUGCAACACUGGUUUCCAUAGGAGCAGAGGAGACAGCCUACGUACAUGUGAAGCAGAUGGAAACUGGAAUGGAACAGAGUUGAUUUGCAUUAUUUACGACUGUGGUUCUCUGUCUGACAUUGGAGAUGGUGAUGUGACGUUAACUGGAACUACUUUCAACGAGACAGCUACAUACACAUGUGACCCUGGCUAUUAUAUCAGUACUGGUGAUAUAACUAGGACUUGUAUGGAGGGCUUCUGGAGUGGUGCUCAACCUGUCUGUACAAUAUAUGACUGUGGAUCAGCUGGCACAUUGGUUAAUGGACGAGUAGUUGCCACAGGAACCAAGUAUAUGGAUAGAGCAACGUACACAUGCAACACUGGCUAUUUAAUAAAUGGAACAGAAUCACCUAUUGUUAUGCUAGUGUGCCUGGAUGGUGGAGAUUGGAGUGGCCAGUUUCCUACUUGCUUUUAUGUUGAUUGUGGCAUGUUACAACCUCCAGACAAUGGUAUGGUGGAUGUAAGUGAGGGUACAGGACUGGAUGAUAGAGCUGCCUAUACAUGUAGUACAGGUUAUGAUCUGGUUGGUAUAAAUGUGCGGACCUGUCAGCCAAGUGGUUUAUGGGAUGGAGAGAAACCAGUUUGUAAGAUUAAAGACUGUGGUGAUCUUGGUAACCCGGUUAAUGGAGAGGUGACUGUAACUGGUACAACAUAUGGUGAAAAAGCAACAUACGUAUGUAAUGUGGGAUAUUACGUAAGUUCUGGGAAUUCAACAAGAACGUGUAGGUCAAGCGGUGUCUGGGAUGGUACUGACCCCAUCUGCACCAAGAGCAUAGAGACCACCAGAGAUCCAUUGUCUGGAGAUGAAAGGGAUAUGGUAUGUGGACAUAGGAAUGAGGAUCUAGUAUUUGGUAUAACUGUGUCAAGUAUGACCAAGGAGGCUGAUUUCCUUGAAAUGAAGAAUCUCGUCAAGAAUGCUGUAUUGAGAUCCGACAUCAACUCUGGCGACAUGAGAAUUGGCGUGUUUGUAUUUAGUCAGCAGAUUGAUCAUGUGAUUCAUUUAAAUGAGUACAAUACCAGCAGUGAGCUGAUACAAGCUGUUGAUGCUAUACCAUACAAUAGAAGUAGUGGUCCCUCACAGCUUGGUUUUGGACUGACACAGAUAUCUGCCAUGUUUGAUGUUGUGUUUGGAGACCGUCCGGCAGUACCAAACUAUGUAUUUAUAGUUCUCGAUGACAAUGUCAAUAUGACAGGUAGUGAACCUGUUGCCAAGGAGGUCAGGGAUGAUGGAAUACAUGUAGACAUUAUGGCAGCAGGGUUCACUAAUGCCAGCAUGCUAGCUAAUAUUGCUUAUAAGCCACAGGGUCAUGUUUUCCUCAUGCAAUCACUUAAUGUUCUUCACCUGUAUGUGAAAUUUGUCUUGUGGAAGGAUAGUAGCUGUGAUUGUGGAACAAUAGACUCACAAGCCAAUGGUGAUGUGUCCAUGACUGGAACAUUCUACCUAGAUACUGCUACAUUCACCUGUAAUGAAGGCUACAACUUGAUUGGUUCCAGGCUUCUCACAUGUCAGUAUGGUGGAUCCUGGAGUGGUUCCCCUCCAACAUGCUUACUAAAUGGAUCAGAAACCACCAAGGGACCAAGUACUACAGCCAAACCAGAUACAGCAUUCUGCGGCUACAUGAAUGGUGAUAUCUUCAUUGCUCUGGCUGUGUCUAGAACAGUGGACCAGUCCGGCUUUGAUCAUAUGAAGAGCCUGGCACAGUCUAUCAUAGACCAUUCUGACAUUGAUGGGGGAAGUACAAGACUGGGCUUGUUUGUGUUUGAUACGUCUGUGAGAGGAAACACUGUAGUCGGCCUGAAUGAUUAUAACACACGGUCUGCUUUACUUCAAGCUGUGAAUGAUAUAGAAUACAGUCCAUCAGGGGGUAGUUCAAACCUGUCUGCUUCUCUCCAACAAAUAAAGACAAUGUCGUCCGACAUGAGACAGAGUUUUCUUCUUGCGUAUAUAAUACUGGACCAAGAUGUUUCCUAUAUUGGUGCAUCACAGUUGGCGGACCAGUUACGAAACAUGGGGGUAAUGUUGAGUUUUGCUGCGGUUGGAUUUGCUAACUUAGAUACUUUGGGAACUCUUGCUUUUGCACCAAAUCCAGCAUACGUGUGGCAGAUUCCUAACUCUCCAGCUGUUGGAUAUGUCGCUUCACAGGUCCUGUUUAAAGAUGAGGAAUGCAAUUGUGGGUCACCAAGUGCACCUUUACAAGGAUCUGUCUCAGUAACAGGAACCCACUUCCUUGAUGUAGCCACAUUCUCUUGCAAUGUUGGCUAUGACCUUGUUGGUUCUGAGGAAAUUGUUUGCCAGUAUGGAGGUUCCUGGAAUGGUUCCAGUCCUACCUGUUCUCCAAGGGUUACAGUUGCAACAACACCUCCAACAGUUCCCCCUGAGCUAGAAACAACAUGUGGAAUACAUAAUUUAGACAUUGUGUAUGGUAUUGGUGUAAGUAGUGAAAUGACAGAAGGAGAAUAUUCAUCUGUAAAGAAUUUGGUGUUUACAACAAUACAUCGUGCAGACAUUGACUUUGGUUUAACAAGAUUUGGUUUCUUCCUUUUUGACACGAUGGUGAGAGCGGAGUCGGUGAUACACCUGAGGCAGUACAGCAGUAGAGCAGACAUGAUACUUGCAAUAGACAGUAUAACCUUCCAGCCAGCAUCGAGUCCUGUACAGCUGUCUGUUGGUCUGGAACAGAUUCUUACCAUGUUCUCACCUCUGAAUGGGAACAGACCUGGAAUAUCAAACAUGGCAGUGAUUGCUUUAGACAGUAAUGUGGAUACCAGUAACAGUACAAUUGAUGCCGAGCAGCUAAAGAACAACAAAAUUGAUCUUGGAUUUCUCACUGUUGGUUUUGACAGAGCAGCUGAUUUAGAGAAGCUGGCAUACAGUCCUUUGUCUGUGUACAGUGUUGAUACCUAUGGCAUCCUGUAUUGGGCUGCAGUAAAUCUCAUAUUCAAAGAUGAAAUUUGCAGUUGUGGUAAGCUAGAUGAUCCAGCAUUUGGCUCUGUUGUUGAGACUGGUUCCCAUUUUCUCGAUGUUGCCUCAUUCUCCUGUAUUAAAGGCUAUGAACUUACUGGUUCCCAGCAACUUGUGUGUCAGUAUAAUCAUGCUUGGAGUGGCUCCCCACCCACAUGUUCUCAGUCAGGACCUGGUGUUACCAGCCCACCAAGACCCACUAUAAACCCUAAAAUAGAUUGUGGUCUCUGGAAUGCAGACGUUGUGGUAGGUAUAGCUACUUCUGCAAUAACAAGUGAAACAGAUUUCAGAAACCUGAUUUCUAUGGUGAAAACUUUGGCAAGUCUCUCUGACAUUGAUUCAGGGUCAGCUAAGUUUGGCUUCUUCAUAUUUGAUGCAUUGGUUUAUCAGAGUGAUGUGAUAAGCUUGGGAGAGUAUGAUUCAACCGUUGAUUUGUUGGCAGCCAUAGAUCGCAUACAGUAUACUCGUUUCAGAAGUAUGACCCGGCUCUCGUAUGGUCUUCAGCAGGUUCUCAGCAUGUUUUCUGCUCAGAUUGGUGGAAAUAGGGCAGAUAUUCCUGAUCAUGCUUUCAUCGUGACUGGAACAGACGUGCUCUACUAUGAUGUUUUCCUUGCAGCCAAUCAGAUCAAAGAGUCCGGAAUAAUGCUUCAUAUUAUCACAGACAAAUAUAAUCCUGUACUGGCAUCAUUGACGUAUCCAGCAGAUGGUCAUUUUAUAGAGCUGUCGGCAUUGGAUAUGGAGUCAUUUAAAGCAGUAGAUCUGUUUAGAAAUACUAACUGCAAUUGUGGAAUCCCCAGCACACCAACUCAUGGUUCAGUCAAUUUCACUGAUACAUACUAUCUUGCUGUUGCGACAUAUUCCUGUGAUCUAGGCUAUGAUUUGAUUGGUUCCCGGCAGAUUGUGUGUCAGGAUAGGGGAAAAUGGAUGGGUUCCCCUCCUACAUGCUCUCAAACAAGCACAACACCAAAGCCCACUGAAGGUCCAUUGAUAGAUAUAACUUGUGGAUUCCAGAAUGUAGAUGUAAUCUUUGGCCUAGCUGUAUCUAGUUCUGUAAGUUCAGGAGAGUUCGAGGCCAUGAAGAUAUUCCUUGGGGGUGUGAUUGAACAUACAGACAUUGAUAAUGGCACUGCAAGGCUUGGUAGCUUCGUUUUUGACACAAGUGUCCGAGCAAACACAGUCAUCAAUCUGAAUAAUUUCAGUUCACGUUCAGAUCAGUUGACGGCUGUAAUCAAUCUGCAAUACAGUCCAUCAGGAAACCAGUCUGUUCUAUCAGCUGGUCUCCAGCAAUUACUUGAAAUGUUCUCGUCUCCUACUAGUGGCAGGAGAAUAGGGGUACCAGCCAUGGCUUUCAUUGUAACAGGCAGCAAUAUUGUUCUAGAUGGUUUACCAUUGUCAAACCAGUUAAGAAAUGCAGAUAUAGUGCUUAGCUUUUUAACUGUUGAUUUCAACCCCUUGGAUAAGCAGAAAUUGACAGAGUUAUCUUUCUCACCUGACAACAACUACAACAUGGAUAUACCAAGUUUUCUAGCACUAGGAAUGGCCACCAGCAUUGGCAUGUUGUUCCAAGAUGGUGAAUGUAAUUGUGGUGUACUUCCAAGUCCUAGCAAUGGUUCAGUGACAUUUAAGGAAACAAUAGGUGGCCCGAUGACAUACUUUCUGGAUAUCGCUUCCUUCAUGUGUAACCAAGGAUUUCAGCUGGUAGGUUCACAGCAGCUAGUAUGUCAGUAUGGGGGAACAUGGAAUGGCCUGCCACCUACCUGCAUAUUCACAGGAGUCACAGGGAUUACAUUUCCUACCUCACCAACACCAACAACACCAGGGCUACCGGAUAUUGAUACAGAGUGUGGAUUUCAAAAUUUGGAUGUUAUUUAUGGUAUUGCUCUGUCUAGAAGCAUUAGUGAAAUCGACUUUGAGCAUAUCAAAAAUCUUAUCAAAACUGGAAUUGACAGUGCAGAUAUUGACACUAGUUCAACUCAGCUUGGUUUCUUUAUAUAUGGCAAUGGGUUUGCAAUGCAAUCUGUUGCCUUGGAUAAAUACAAGACCCGCUCAGAUCUUCAUAGAGCCAUUGAAAGCUACCAGUAUAUUCAGUCUAAUAAUCAAGUGUCUCUGCCACUGGGACUGGUCAUAGCACAGAAUAUGUUCUUGUCGUCUGCUAAUCGAGCAGCUGUCCCAGACAUAUUGUAUAUGAUCCUGGAUGAUAAUGUGGAUAUGACAGGAGCUUCAGAGGUCAUAGAACAGAUCAAAGCAGCAAGGAUUCACCUGGACCUUAUAGCAGUAGGAUUUCCUAAUUCAUCUGAAAUACAUACACUUGGACGUGUUAUUGAGUUUGAUAGUUUUGGAGGUCUUGGAGCAGCCAUUACAGCAGAAGGAUUGCAUAGAAGUACCGAAUGUAACUGUGGAGAUUUAACAAGUCCUAGCAAUGGUGAAGUUCUGUUUGAUGACACAUACUUCCUUGAUGUUGCUACAUUCUCCUGUAACCAGGGAUAUGAUUUGGUUGGUUCCCAGCAACUUGUAUGUCAGUAUAGAGGAUUAUGGAAUGAUCUUCCUCCUACAUGCAUACAAAAGGCAUCUCAGAAGUCUGUAGAUAUGUUGAUAAGUUUGAACAUGACAGUACGGCCAGAUGUGGACCUGACAAACAAUCAGACAUACAAGGAUGAAGUCAGACUUGCACUUGUGAGAUACUACAUUAAAUUGAUGAAAGACAGUGCUGUGGAAAUUGUUAUCAAUUCUUUAAGUUUUGGUAGUCUGGUUAUAAACUACACAGUUGUUAUACCAAAUACAGAGACUUCAGCUCAGGAGUUUGCACAGUCUACUGUCAGUCUGGCCAAGGGAGCUGCAGUUGAAAUACUGGGAGAGAGCUUAGCUGUAACAGAUAUGAGUAUCGGAGAAGAGCCUGUAAACCUUGAUACUAUGACAGAGGAAAGUUUAAGCUGUAAAACCUUCGUAGCAGCAAAUGGUGCAUGUGAUGUUGGUUAUAUCUGUCAGCUUGAGGCAGAUCUACCUAGCUGUAUACUGUGGAUAUCCUGGCAGUUUUCUCAAUGGUAUGAUGUCAACAGUAGAUGGCACACUGUAUGGCAAAAAUGCAACAUACAUAUGUAACACAGGAUACAUACUAGAGGGAAGUUACACAAGAACAUGCGAGCCCUCGGGUCUGUGGGUACCAGAGGCCCCUAGAUGCUUGCUCAUAGAUUGUGGAAGCCUGUCUAGUCCAGAGAAUGGACUGAUAGAUCUACCUGGAGGUACUACAUUCGGACAGAUCGCAACUUUCUCUUGUCACCUUGGUUACAUACUGCAGGGACAGCAGGAACUAGUGUGUAC
Messenger RNA from Mercenaria mercenaria, 12309 nucleotides. Its product is annotated as CUB and sushi domain-containing protein 3-like. Bases 46 to 12090 code for a protein of 4014 amino acids. Gene Ontology annotation, molecular function: calcium ion binding; G protein-coupled receptor activity. The record is from RefSeq and is a predicted model, not a curated record. The transcript has 64 exons. Gene Ontology annotation, cellular component: membrane. NCBI's taxonomy places the organism in Eukaryota, Metazoa, Mollusca, Bivalvia, Venerida, Veneridae.